AGAGAGAGAGAGAGAGAGAGAGACUGCAGCAUCGCUAGAGACCGACAGCAGCAGCAGUCCCAAGCAGUGCAGGUGAGAGGAAAAAAAGCCGGAGGAGGAGGAGGAGGAUGCGGAGGAGGCGCAUGUGGAGGAGAGAGAGUGAGGGAGAGAGAAUGCGGGACUCUUCGAAAAAGACGCAUCCACACUAGGUCCGUCAGCGAGACAUCCAUCCCGAACACAGGGCUGCACAGGAUUUUACUAAUUUGAUGCUGAUGCCGGGAUAUCCCAUCUCUCCCCCAGAACAGAAGCCCUAAUUUCAUGUUGUCUGACCAAAUAUGACCAAAAAGUCGCUGUGAAAAAAAGCACUCUUGCCUCCUCACAACUUGCGUGAAGGAAUCCGACGGCUUGGCACGUUGCUCCACUGCGGGAAAAAGAGAGAAACGCAGCUGGAUCUGAAGGUAAGAAAAGAUCCGGCAGCAGCAUCCCAUAUACUUUUUCUAAAAACUGAUUUUUAUUCGUUUUGGGAGAUGUGAGUUCAAUUCCUCGGUGUCCGGAGAGCCGAGUGGUGUUUUUUUUUUCUUCUUUUGUGUAGUGGUGCUGCAUUGCAGUUUCUAACUGUGAAAAACCGCUGUCCCACAUGUGACUGGAAUAAAAAGAACUUACAAAUGGCAUAAUGAACUGAUAAGAGUCCUCGUGUGACAACGGAAUAGCUGUGCACUUUACAGGAAAGAAAAAAAAGGAGGAAGGGACAGUGAAGUGGAUUAAUCAAAGGCUGCUGAAUUAGUUUUUUUUUCUUCUUUACGCAGCGGGAUGGAUUUUUUCUAUCUCUUUUUUUGCCGUGUACAGCCCCUUGAAACACCGGAAUUACUAUUAUAGAAGUUCAUAAUCCACUAGUAAGAGGAGGAGAGGACAGAAAGAAGGCUGCACCGCUGAAGUGAAGUAGCUCCAGAGUGAGAGCACAAGCUUUUUCCCGGACCUCAGGCGGCAGUCCGCAGAGAGCGAUAGGGGGAAGGAAAGAAGUGGAUAAAUCAAACACCCACGCUGUGAGCAACACAAGACCACAAAACACAAAUAAAGACGAAACAAGCCUGUGCUAGAAGGCAGACAGAGCGGGAAGCGAAGAGGCGAGAGGCAGAAGGAGCCAUGCAGAGGCUUGGUGCAGUGCACUCCUCCGCGGUGCAGACGCGCAGCCUCGUGGUCUUGGUGCUGCAGCUGCUGACUCAGCUCCGGGGUGCCGACUCAGCUCUCCGGUACCGGGUGGCGGAGGAGGGCCCGCCUGACGUCAAGAUUGGCAAUGUGGCCGCCGACCUGGGCCUCACAGCAGGCACAGGAAGCGGGGAUGUCACCUUCGCCCUGGAGAGUGGAUCAGAGUAUUUCAAGAUUGACAAUGUGACAGGUGAGCUGACAACUGGACCACGGCGCAUCGACAGGGAGAAGCUCCCACAGUGCCAGAUGAUAUUUGAUGAAAAUGAGUGUUUCUUGGACUUUGAGGUGUCAGUGAUUGGGCCUUUGCAGAGCUGGGUAGACCUGUUUGAAGGCCGUGUGGUCAUAACAGAUAUCAAUGACAACACCCCCUCCUUCCCAUCCCCUGUGCUCCAGCUGUCAGUUGAAGAAAAUCGACCAAUAGGAACCCUUUACCUGCUGCCCACUGCCACAGACAGGGAUUUUGGGCGAAAUGGUAUUGACCGAUACGAGCUGAUCCAAGAUGGUGGAGCUGUGUCAAGUUCAACAAGGCGCACAGUUGGAGGAAAUCCUAAUACUAGAGUAGAUGGGCUUGGGGACAGAAGGGGUAGAAGUGGAGAUAAUGGAGGAGGGGCCCGGAGCAGUGUGUUUGAACUACAAGUGGCAGACAUACCAGAUGGUGAAAAACAACCACAACUUAUUGUCAAAGGUACAUUGGAUCGGGAGCAGAAAGACUCAUAUGAACUCUACCUCCGAGUUCGAGAUGGAGGGAACCCAGCACGUUCCUCCCAAGCCCUGCUGCGUGUUUCCAUCACUGAUGUGAAUGACAACAGCCCACAGUUCGAAAGGGCCACAUAUGAGGCUGAGAUGGCAGAAAAUGCUCCUCCAGGUACACCUGUCCUCCAAGUCAGAGCAUCAGACCGUGACAUUGGAGUCAAUGGACAGGUUGAGUACGUCUUUGGAGCCGCCACUGAGUCUGUUAGGCGACUCCUGCGGCUGGAUGAGGCCACUGGCUGGCUGAGUGUUCUUCACAGGAUUGACAGGGAAGAAGUGGCUCAACUGAGGUUUACAGUUACAGCCAGGGAUCGAGGUCAGCCUCCACGCACUGAUCGGACCACUGUAGUGUUGGCUGUCCGUGAUGAAAACGACAACGUCCCAGUAGUAGAGAUCAGGAAAAUUGGAAGAAUCCCUGUUCGAGAUGGAGCAGCAUUAGUACCAGAGAAUGUCCUGGUGGACACACCGGUAGCUCUGGUGCAGGUAUCAGACCGAGACCAAGGAGAGAAUGGGGCUGUGACAUGCACAGUUGUAGGAGACGUACCAUUCACACUGAAGCCAGCUGGAGAAACAGCACUCCCACCCCUGCCAGCAGAUGAAGCUUUUGACAGGAACAAGAAAAAAUACUUCUUACAUACUUCUGCCUUGCUGGACUAUGAGACCACCAAAGAGUACAGUGUUACUAUUGUAGCAGUAGACUCUGGAAGCCCCAGUCUGUCCAGCAAUAGCUCUCUGAUGGUGCGAGUGGUAGAUAUUAAUGAUCAUGCCCCAACUUUUCCUCAAAAUGUUGUGGAGGUCCACUUUGCUGAAAACAAUUCACCUGCAGAGAGGGUGCUGACCGUUGUAGCCACAGAUGCAGACAGCGGCAAGAAUGCAGAGAUUGCUUAUUCCUUGGACCCUGCAGGUAAUGGACCAUUUUACAUAGAUGCAGAUAAUGGAGAUAUUCGGGCAACUGGGGCUCUGGACCGUGAGCAGCGAGAGAGAUAUGAACUUAGGGUUAUUGCCAAAGAUAAGGGCACCCCUCCUCUGCAAGGCUCAGCAACUGUUGUUGUUCAAGUGACUGAUCGCAAUGACAAUGCACCAAAGUUUGUUCAGGAAGUUUUUACGUUCUAUGUCAAAGAGAAUCUGCUUGCCAACAGCCCAGUUGGUAUGGUCACUGUGACGGAUGCUGACGAAGGUGAAAAUGCAGAACUCAGUCUUUUUGUGGAGAUGGAUGGAGCUGAUGAGAAAAAAGCAGGAGGUGGGGGUGGAGAGAAAAUGGAAGGAGAUAACAGAGAGAAAGACCAAGAAGAGGUGUUUUCCAUUGAGAACAAUACAGGGACCAUCUUCUCUUCUGCUUCAUUUGAUCGUGAAAAGCUAUCCACCUAUACUUUCCGUGUUCGGGCAGUGGAUGGAGGAGAGCCCCGCAAAACAGCCACUGCUACCGUCUCACUCUUUGUGACAGAUGAAAAUGACAACGCCCCUUCAGUCACCUCUCCAGCCAAUGAAUCCUACACCCUCCUUGAACCUGCCAGCAGCGCCCGCACAAUAGUCAGCACCGUAACCGCCAUAGACUCAGACACAGGUCCAAAUGCAGAUCUUCAUUAUGCUCUAGUGGGAGGAAAUCCCUUCAGACUGUUUGAAAUUGGCCACACCAAUGGAGUGAUCACCCUGGCAGAACCUCUUGAGCGGCGCCACAGAGGUCUACACCGCCUUGUGGUGCGAGUUAAUGACAGUGGGAUCCCUUCCUUAUGUGCUACUGCUCUGGUUCAUGUAUUCAUCAAUGAAAGCCUGGCCAAUGCUACUAUAGUGGAUGCACAGGUGGCUCGAAGCUUGAUGGCUCCACUGUCACUGGACAUUGCAGGGGACCCAGACAGUGAGCGUGCAUUAGGAAAACAGCGCCUCAGUGUAGCUAUCGGUGUCCUGGCAGGAGCUGCAGCAGUUAUUCUGGUUAUCCUCCUUGUAGUCACAGCUCGACAGUGUGGUGCUCAGGGUAAGAAUGGCUAUGAGGCCGGUAAGAAGGAGCCAGAGGAAGACUUUUUUAGUCCUCCAGGCACUCAACCACAGGUCGGCCGCGGUGGUGGAUCAGACCGUGGACGCAAACCUCGGCGGGACAAACGUAAUGGGAGUGGCGGCAGUGCGGUAGCAGGAGGAGGGAAGUCAGACCGGUCAUUAUACAGCGGUAUCGUCACAGUGAACGGCCUGCGACGCCAUGCCAAUGAUGACGAUGAGGAGGAUAUUAGCAGUGCCAGCGAGCGCUUAGCAGCCCGCUACUGUGCUGUGGAUGGUGACCCCGGCAGUCCACGGAUGGGUGGUGGGAGGAGGCACCAGUCAAGCCCAGAUCUUGCCAGGCACUACAAAUCCAGUUCACCUCUCCCUGCAGUAAAUCUACAGCCUCACUCACCCCCAGCUGAGGGAAAGAAGCACCAGGCCGUCCAGGAGCUGCCUCCUUCCAACACUUUUGUGGGCAGUGGGGGUUGUGUGGGGAGUGCUGGCUCCAGCAGCAGCAGUAGUGGGGGCAGUGGCAAUGCAGAUGCAAUGUCCCUGGGAUCUGACCAGUGCUCAGAGUAUGGCUGCCAAACUGGGAACAAGUACAGCAAACAGGGGACCCUUCGCCGGGUGACCUUCUCAGUAGUCAGCCAGCCCCAGGACGGUGGUUGCUAUGACAGUGGCCUGGAGGACUCAGAAACACCGAGCAGCAAGAGCUCAUCAGGGCCGCGGCUGGGUGCCCUGCCCCUGCCCGAGGAGGGCUAUGAGCGGACCACACCAGAGGGCAGUGUGGGGGAGGAGGAGCAUGUGGAAAACGAUGCCAGACAGCUGCCAGAUGUUGCUCUGACAGGAAAGUGUACCAGGGAAUGCGAUGAGUUUGGCCACUCUGACACAUGCUGGAUGCCCGUUCGCCCCUCACCUCGGCAGCGCCAGCGCCACGGCAGCGAUCCCCCACGGCUCUCCACUUUCGCACCUGGAGAUGAUAACAACAAUCUCCGUGGUAACGACCAUGAGAGCGACAGCGAGAGCGCUGGCAGCGCAGGGAGCUCUGAACCCGGGGUGGUCGUUAGUGUAGAAGGUCAGAGAUUACCUUUAGCCAACGGGGAUCCCCUCGGCACCCUGGGUAGCGGAGAUCGCAACAGGAACAUGGGCGAUCACAACCGUAACCUACUGAACCGCAAGAUGACUUCAGCAUCCUACGAUACAUUUAGCAGCGCUGGCUUCGGGAGACGCCAACAAGAGGAGGAAGGAGGAGAAGGCCAGGACCCUCCUGAGGUUAUACCCCUGACGCGAACAGGAGGGGAUUACAAGACCACGUCCUGCCUCACAUUGUCACGUCGUGAAGUCUACCUGUGACAGCCAUGCAAUGGAGCAAUCACCCUACCUACGCUACCACUUUCUGAAAAAGACGGAGUAUUCAGAUGAAACUGGCUAAAGUAUGUAAACAUCAUAACAGAAGGCCUUUUAAACCUGUGAAGAUGUGAAAAUGUCAGAGUUGAGAUGUUUUCCGUAUAUCACGUUGACAUUUUUGGAUUCCAACCAAUAUUUAUAGGCACUUAAACUUAAGCAGGAGACGGAUGAGGGAUCCAACAAGGAAUACUUUGUAAAGAAGUUUUUUUUAACUACUGGCAAAGUUGCCUACAGGCAAAGAUGCUAUUAUGUCCGUGUGGAGGAGGACAACUUUAUCUCUUCUCCUUUUUACCUGAAUCCAAUGCAUGCCUGAACCUUCGCCACAGAGGGAUCUGUGUGAAGAAGAGAGAGAUUGAGACUGAGUAAAUCCUGAUGCUAAAAAUGCCUCAGUGCAUAUAAAAAAAACUUUCAGUGAGGUUAGACCGAGCGUGAUUUGGAAUCAGCUGGCAAACCAUCUGCUGAAAAACCACUGAGGUUUUAUCAAAAUAGCUAAAAAUAAGCAAAGAGUGCUUUGAUGGAAGUAUUUGGAUCAAAUUCAGAAUCAAACCCUCUAAUGCCUAAUCAACCUUUAACAUUACAAGAUGGGGAUGUGGAUGUGACUAAUCAAACUGCAAACCCUAAGAGAAUCAAGUCAUGAAGAACGUAUCAAAACUGCAACAAAAAUGAGGUCAUUGUACAGUAACAAAAUAGAAAAAAUGUGUUGAUCUCAAAAAUCAGGUAUUCUGUAAAAACACAAAGGAUUCUGAACAAACUGCAACAAUGUGAAUAGAGAGAUUUUUUUUUACUGUAAUCAAAUAUAACCAUUCAGAAUACAAGGUUCUCAUAGAGUGUCAGUAGUGCCACAGUAUUCCAGUGUGUUUGAAAAUAUGUGUUUAUUAUUUUGCCUCCUUGCCCCGUCUGUAUGUAUAUAUGUGUGUAUUUGAUAAAACAGCAGUGUUAUCUGUGCUGCUGUCCACCGUUUCAAAUCUGACUGUGGUGCUGAUUUCAACUGUGCACCUACAGUAUGCUAACAGUGUUCAUGUAUCAUAAAUGUUCUUACACACAUACACAUAUACAUAUGCGCGCAUGCAUAGACUUACACACAUACACACUUAAGCAUGCAAACACAAACUCAUACUGUGCAUUUACAGAAUGUGAACAUGCAUAAGGCCACAGUUUAUGACAUGAUUCAGUGGCCAUGUAACAUAAAGUAUAUAAUAGCUUGCAUUAACUGUCAUACAGAAACAUUAAGCACAUCUACAAACACACAUACAGUACAAGUACACACACAUAAAGCAUAUUAGGACAUAAGUGGAAACACAAGUCAACAUUAAGAUGUGUGCAAUGCGCAGUUCAUGCACUAUGUGUGUAUGUGUUCUCUUUCUCAUCAUUUUAACAUAUUGCCUCUCAUUAAAACUAGCUGUAGCAUUUUGCCUGCUCCACUCCAACCAGUAUUUAAACAUGAAAUGUAUUUAAAUAAUUACUCAUCACUCUGACUGAUGUGUGGGGCUACAUUAAAGGGAAUUUCAUUGACAUCUACCGUAUGUAAUGAUAGACAAUGUUGGAAUAUGAGAUAUUCUGCAUACUGUAAGUAGGACUCAUAGAAAAAACAAAUUUAGAAAAAAAAGAAAAGAAAAAAGGACUCUGCAUGAAUGAAAGAUACUGCUCACUUUUUUCCUCUCUUUUUUAAACCAUACGCCUUUUUGGAUACUGUACCACGCCUAUUUGGAUACAUGUGUAUUAUAUGUGUGUGCUAAUGGGGAAACGGAGAUAAUGAUGGCAGCAAGGGAGUUUGCCUCAGUGGAUUAAACUGUUGCUUCUUUAUCGUAGAGUUAGUGUAGGGUAACCUUAGGCCUUUCGCAGAGUUUGCAACGCUAAAAGUUGGCACAACGGGUGCUGCAGGCUGUAACAAUAAAGAACACAAUGUAGUCGGAGCACACAGUUCUCCUGCGACCCUUUCCACCACACAGUGCCGACCUAAACACGCCCAUACUGCUGUGCUGAACCACGCAGAUAACAGACUCCUUCACAUUCGCCCUUCCCAGCAGCUACUGCACGACUCCAGAUACACUCUGCUGCACUGGGCUGUAGAGUGGGUGUGGAUCGAGGCCAGCACAUCUUAAUUCCCAUCAUCAGUGUGUGGUUCAGUAGUGUGAUAGGGAUAAUAGGGUUAGGUCGUCCCUGUGGUCUUAAUGAGUUUCCUUUCUCCUCUCCUCUCCUCUCUUGAUCUGCUCUGAUCUCAUUAAUGUCUGGAUUGGCGAAUGUAACACUACUGGAAAUUGCCAGUAAGUGUGUCUCUUUGGUUUUCUGGUUGUUUUAGAUCAGACUGACCACAGCAAACAUACAUUUUAAGGUUACACUACAGUUUAAGUUCAUAGGUGCUUGUAAGACAGAAUUAGUCUGUCACAAAUGAGAGUAACACUCAGGUAAGAUGAGCAACAAUGUUUAACCUGCUACUGUAACUAAUUACUUGUGGUUUUUAUGUAGCCACACACAAACCCACACACUGUUGCUGCUUGACUGUCCCUUCGCUGAAAGAUAACUUAAUAAUAGGUACCAUGUGCUCACCAUUAAUUUUUCAUCAGUAAUUAGGCUGAGAAGUGGGUGCGCUCUAUACGUGUGACUACACUUUGUAUACCUGUAUAUACCUUUACAACUCCGUGACAGACACCCUUUAGCUUGUUUCAGCCCACUGAUGUAGUACUUACUCCCUUAGCCUUCAUUACCCCCAAAGCCCCAACAUGGCUGUUUAUUGAGCUCUGUUAUUGAUGGACUGUGUGAGGAAGUAGCGCAACUGAGGGACUAACAUAUGAGGUUUUACAGUUCUCUUUGAAAAGAGAUUGGUGAAAACAAUCACAACCUGCAGAGUACAUGAGGUACACGGAAAAGACAGAUGGACACCUGUUCAUUCACUGGACAGAAAUGAGAAAUGUUCUUAAUCCCUUGGACACUUGAAAGGAAUUAAAGUCCAGUUUGUACAUUUUGGAAAGAGACUCCUGACAGCCCUGCCUCUUCAGAGUGGCAGAUAUUUCUUCACACUGCUGUUUUAUGGCAGUUCCAUUACAGCACCUUUCAAAUCCUCCGAUCCGGAUUUAAGGGAACUUGGUGUAAAUGAAUCUGUGUGGGUGUGUACUUUUUUUAUACUGCACGUUUAACUAUGAAAAUGUUUCAGUCUACUGCAAAACAAAGAAGGGAACGAGACAGAGAAGAGCGUACUGUCUAAGAACUACCACACACUAAUCAAGACUUUUUAACAAAAAGAAAAAAAAAAAAAAAACGAAAAAAACAACGGACACUGCGGACAUUGUGUACCCGUCAUCCCCCUCAUGCUGUUAUCCUUAUAGCCAUGUACAGAUAAAACUACUCUGUAGAACAAACAACAGGAACCAUAACAGACAAUGGCAUGCUUACAAAUCUGCACUUGUGAAAAAAAAGAAAAAACUGAUAUUUUUAUUUUCAUCUUCUUUGUUUUCUUUUCUUACGGGGCCGGCUGAAUUUUUUGCUGCUCCCUUCCUGUAAUUACUUUAUGAACUAAUUGCAUUUGCUAUGACGAGGAAGAUGAGGAGCUGUCGAUGAAUGGUUUGGUAUGAAGAUGAAUCAUGUAAAAGUUUGACUUUGACAUUAAAAACUGCAAACACA
Molecule: messenger RNA, 8931 nt
Organism: Sphaeramia orbicularis (orbiculate cardinalfish)
Lineage: Eukaryota; Metazoa; Chordata; Actinopteri; Kurtiformes; Apogonidae
Gene: pcdh7a
Product: protocadherin 7a
Exons: 5
Coding region: 1123-5259 (1378 amino acids)
Biological process (GO): homophilic cell-cell adhesion
Cellular component (GO): plasma membrane
Molecular function (GO): calcium ion binding
Source: RefSeq, a predicted model, not a curated record